Molecule: messenger RNA, 6075 nt
Organism: Penicillium antarcticum
Lineage: Eukaryota; Fungi; Ascomycota; Eurotiomycetes; Eurotiales; Aspergillaceae
Product: ATP-binding protein
Exons: 4
Coding region: 1-6075 (2024 amino acids)
Molecular function (GO): protein binding
Source: RefSeq, a predicted model, not a curated record
AUGGCUUCAUUACCACAUGGUGUACCUCCUCUGGCAUCUACUUCUCUUCUUGGCUUGCAGCGGACAACCGAACCGCUAGAGCAGCAUGCGACAGUAACCAGAGAGAUGCGCCUCAGCCCACAUCAGCAAACUAGUAUGAGGUCCAGUGGAGAAGGUACCACGCUCGUUGAAGUAGUCAACUCGCUUGCGCGCCGGGACAGUGAUGACCUUACGGCCUCACGAGUGUCUGAUACGGACUAUGCUAGCCUGCUGGAAUGGAUUCGGUGCGAGCGAAUGAAGAAGCUGCCGCCCGAGGGGAGUAGCUAUGAUAAGGCCCUUGUGUGGGCGGCCUUAUUUGUCGAGCGUGUACAUUCUUUCGAUUCAGGUAUCGAGCAGUUUGCCGGUGACAGCCACCUCGCUGCUCAGCUUUCCUAUGGAUACUGUGCGAGUCUGCUUGAGUUGGGCGAGUCGAACGCCCCUGCCCUUAUGGACCUAUUUGGCUUCUUUUACCGCUGCUCUGCCGGUCUCGGCAACCUGCUAGAUCGUGCAGAGCUCUUUGUGGUCUCUUCUGAUAUCAAGGACCAGCUUGUUCUCGCGUUGGCUGACUUAGUGACCCUCGUUGUCUGUGUGGCCAGACACUUUCACCGGUUGCUACUCUCCUCGGAGUCGGUCUCCGUUGAUAUUCAUAGUACCUUCCCUGGUCCAAUCGAGAGUUUCCGUAGUCACUGCGAGCAUGCAUCGGAACUUAUGUGGCGCCACCAAUUGAUGCGAGAGGGUCUUAAUGGCGAUCAAGCUGUUGGAAUAAAUACUCUCAAAGACUGGUUGCAGCCUGAAGAUCCGACGUUGGCUCAAAUCACAGAGAUGGCCUCCUCAGCUCAAGAGCGUGAGGAGGGCACCUGUAUGUGGAUGAAGCCAUACUUGACGCGAUUCCUGAAAGGCGAGCAGCAGGUGCUCUCCCUCAUUGGGAAGCCGGGCUCCGGCAAGACAGUUUUGUCAACUGUGAUCAAUGAUUACCUGCAGCAUCCCGUAGGAGGGACGAGGUAUACGUCCAUUCUAGUACCUAUUAAUGGUCGAAUUCCCGCCACCACGACACCAAGCGCUGUGAUCAAGGGAAUUUUGUCCCAAAUGUUUAACAAGCACCUGGGCAAUGUGCAAUUGUAUCAGGUGUUGGCAGAUGCUUACAGCCAGAGCCAGCUUACUGUCGAUGAAGCAUCACUUGAAGAUUUGCUUUGGGACGCCCUAGCAAAUUCUAUUCAGGCCAGUUUGGCCGGCGCUAGAGAGCUCAUUUUGGUAGUCGACGGUAUCGACGAGGCUAGCUGCACGGAGAAGGCCCUGCUACAUCGACUUCAUGCGACCGCGUUCAAGAACUCCUCCAUGAAACUGAUCACACUCGCAUCUCAGGCACUUGAGUCAGUUGUCCCCCAGACGACGGUGCGAGUCACACUGGGACUCAUAUUCGACGAUAUCGCCGCAGUUACCCGCAGAAUUCUUCAUCAAAACAAUGCAUUUGACACCAUGUCUGAGGAUGACCAAGAAGUGACGGUGUCCCGUAUCACAGAGGCGUCUGAUGGCUCCUUCCUCUGGGCAAAAUUGGCUGCCAAGCGUGUGCGCGAUGAGAACCUGACGAGUGAUUCUGCGCUGUUCAAGUCCGUUGGAAGCAUCGUGAAAGCCGGAUACAAAGUCACUGACCUUGUUUCCCAUACCUUGCAGCCCAAGCUCGACGAGGAUACGAAGAAGAUUCUCGUCUUGCUGGCCACCGCGAGCCGCCCUCUCUCCCAGAGGGAACUGGCCGCUCUCCUCUCCUUGCAGCCGAACAAGCCCGACGUCACCGAGAAAUAUGACUUUGAUAUCCUUCAGCUACUGAAGCCGGUCGCCUCGCUUGUCUUCUUACAAAAUAACUUGGUCUAUCUCAGACAUGCCCAAAUACGUACUGCGAUAUUGGACGUCUUCUCGAAGGGUAAAUUCCUACCCGCAGUCAAGGAUCGGAAUAUCGACUUCGCUCAACGACUCCUACUUUACACAAAGAACAAUGUGACCGACAGCCAUGAACCAUCUGUGGACCUACUGAACAGACGGGAGACGGAACAUCUGUUGGAGAAACAUCCACUGUUGGACUUUGCGCUCCGAUACUGGCCGAGUCAUGUCAAGAUUGCGUUUGGGUGUACCAGCGACCAAGAUGUUACUACAGCCGGCAAGAGCUUGCGAUCUGUCUUCCCCACCAGUCCUACUGUACCCCUUCUCGAGAUGACCGUGUGGGCUAGCAAGAUGGCUCCGUCGCUCCGAUCCAUUCAUACGAUUCAAACAUCACUGUACCGCGAGAUUUUGAGCAGCAACCACCCGGCCACUUUACAAGCAAAAUUAUCCCAGGCGCUAUUUUACAAGCAGAUCUACACAAGUCUGCCUGCCGAGAGUAGUCAAAUAUUCUACGAGGCGGCGAUGAUUUGCCGGAAGAUGCUAUCCGUCCGCCAUCUCAUCACUAUGCAGAUGGCCCAGUUUUUCCUGGAGAGCACAGCGGACAAAAUUACUGAAUCUAAGACGGAAGUCAUGACUCGGCGCAUUGAAAUGCUUCAACUUGUAGUGGAAUGCUACAAGGUCCACUAUGGGACAACAAGCCUUAUGGUUACCUCCACAUUGACGCAGUUGUCCGAGCAUUAUACUUUAAUCCAAGAGCACAGCAAAGCCCAGGAGAUUAGCCUUGCUCUGGAGGGGUCCUCCGAUGAUAGCACGCCCCAACGGAAGGGGUCCAGACAGGCAGACGACUCUUUACUGGUUCACCUAAACGGUCGUAAAGACCCGACGGAAAGAAGUACCACACUGACCUUGGACGGGAUUGAGUCGGAUGAGGCGAUUACCUGGUCUUUUGAUAUGAAAACUCACUUGGCGCAAGCCGAACGGCAAAAGGCAGAGCAUUUGGUUACAGAGGCAGAACAAACGUAUGUCGAGCUUUGGCAGCAGGCAAGCCAGGAGUAUCGGCUUAGCCACUCUACUGAGCACAAACUCGUCAUGUUGCGAGUUGUUCUCGAGUAUGCUCACUUCCUUGUAAGCCUCAAGAGGAACAAUGAAACCGCCUCGAUCGUUGCCGGUUAUUGGGAACAGUACGAGAAGACAACAUCCAGCCCUGAAGCCCUGGUGCCAUAUUUGCUGGAGCUUGCUCAAAUCAUGAAGUCUGUGGGGCUGUCUGUGAUGGCCAUCGAAGUUUACAAGCACUGCGCACAAAGUACUAGCAGUCAAAGUGCGACGUACAAAGAUGUGGAAAAGCAUAUUAACUCCACCUCCCGGGAGGUGAUGCGCUCAGAAUCCUUGAUGACGGAGUCCACUCUCAAGGAAACAGUAUACAGUGCAUCCAGUGCCGAGCAGCUUUCUACAACAGCGGCCACAACUCUGAUAGAAAAGUACCUGUCUCAGCACCGGUGGCAUGAUGCUACCACUGUUUUGAAACGUGUGCUGCGAACUGUGUGGCCAUCGUUGUUUGCGCCAUCGCUUGAAGAAGUCACGCUACCAUCCACUCAAGUCAAGUACUGCAUUGAACUCGCAGAGUGCCUGGCUGACUGCUAUCGAUCCCGCCGGCGUCCGGCUAAAGAAGAGGAUAUUCGUACUCGACUUUAUCGCGCAGCUCGACGCGAUCGCCCAGCGUGCGGAUAUGAAACCUUGGAGCGAAUCACCACGAACCUUCUUCGUCUAUAUGAGCGCACCUCUCAAACAGACAAGGUGAUCAAAAUUCAUCAGAAUCUGCUGCACGAUUACACCAAGCGAUUUGGUACAGAGCAUCCCAUUGUGAUCCAAAAGCUUUGGACUUUGGCCAGACUGACGCACCCGCAACCCAUCGUAAUGGAUUACUACCUCCAGAUCAUCCAGUCCCUGAACAAGGAUUCAGAGACCUGUCACCCGGAAGCGUUUGAGCCACUCCUGUUUGUCGCCACCGAGCUAUUCAAACAAGGUCGUUACGCGGACGCGUUGAAGCCUUGCCGGGUCUUGUUCAUGACCCUGCAGCAAAGUCCGAAGAUCAGCCAGAAACUACAAGAUCAGAAAACUGUUCAGAGCAUCUAUGAGCAUUAUGUGUACUGCCUACGCGAGGCUCGCAGUGACAUCACUGUCAUCCAUGACGUGACGGUACGAUACCGCAAAUCGUGCAUCAGCCUUUUCGGUGCGAACGCGUCAAUCACCAUCCAGGCGAUGAAAGUAUUGGCAAACAUCUGCCAACAAUCCAAGACAUAUGACACUGAAGCGACCCAGCUAUACGAAGAGCUCUUGCAGAUCCAAUCCAGUGAAGUCGAAAUCGACCACCAAGACAUCCGCGCCAUUCUUGGAGCUAUCUAUGAGCAACAGAAUGCUUCGUUGACAGCCUCAAAGGUGGAAAAUAUGUCUUCGAAGGAGCUUCAGAAGGUUGAGUCUAUCCGCACCCAACGUUUGACAUUCAUCCGCUCCAGCUAUGGAUGGGCCCACGAAGAAGCCUUGUCCCAGAUGGAGGAGCUCGUCUCACUUUACACCAAGCAACACAAAGCACAAGCUGCUACCGAACUGCUGCAGGAAGCAACAGUACAAGUGUUGUCUACCGAGACAUCCUCUAUCAAGUUAACUGCAGCGGCAAAGAGUAUUGCAUAUGGCUACAUCGCAGCCGGCCAAAUCCAAGAAGCGAGGGAUCUCUCAGACGAUAUUUAUCUCCAGGUUAUGAUCAAGGGGGAGAAACAUUCGACAAACCGCCGGCUGAGCCUGAUAUUCUUGGCUCAAUUUGAACAAAUCCUCAAGGAAUCCGCGAACACCCCAACCACGUUCAAUGAGGUAUAUGCUGCCCUGACCCAGGAGUAUCUAUACUUUGAGCGGUUCCGCAACGUGCUCAGCUCAAAAGCUGGCAAGCUCGAGCAUACAGCGGCUACGGUCGCUCGCCUGCACGCAUUCCUGCUCAACGCCGGUCGUCGUUCAGCUGCCGCUCAGGUGCUGGACCAGUACACCAGCUUCUUCCUGGCAUCCGAGGGAUCCAGUUUGAGUCUAGACACUACUCAAGCCAAGAUUUUCAUUGAGACCGUUGUUGAGUAUCUCAGCGCUCAUGCCUCGCGAAACUUCCUCCGUUCAGUGGCCAUUGCUACCUUCAACCGCGUGUCCCAGCAGCUCGACUCAGGAAAUUACCAAUCUGCCUGUCACCUCGCCUCCGCGGCGUCGCAGUACAUUGUUGCCCACCACGGCUACUCGGACCAGGCAACAAGCAAGCUAGUAUUCAAGCUUGGUCUAGCUAUCGCUGGUCGAGAAAUCAACGCGCCUUCCGUAGCCUCUGUUCAAAAGCAGAUGUUAGGCGUGUCGGCCAAAAUUCUGAGUGAUACACUAGGCUAUUUCAGAAAGCACAAUAUCGAGCUCGCACAGCUGGAUCUCGCAAACGUCAACAGUUUGAUCAAGGUUCUCGACGAGCAACAUGACUACCACACCCUGGCUUGGGUUCUCACCUCUCUCUGGAACAGCCGGGAUGCCUAUGCUUUGUCUCAGCCACAGCAUGCAUACACACUUGCCCUGGGACGUAUGUUAGUCAUUACACGCUACCUCGUUGGUGACUAUGCAGCUUCAGUCCGACUUGCAGAAGACCUUGUAUACAACUGCGCUCGUGUUCAUGGGCCCCGCCACCCGAGUACCAUUGAGAUUACCGUGCUACUUUCACAGAUGUACACCAGCAUGGCUCAAGGCUACCAGGACCAGAAAGGCCGUCACGAGCUAGCUUAUCGGUACUACCGAAAGGCAGCAGCGCUGCAUGAAAAUGCCCUACGCGUAUUCAUCGACCCAUCCUCUUUUACGAGCGAUGUGGAUAUGGAAGUCAUUUCUGGCAUGUCAUCUCCCUCAUCUCCUGCCAGUCCAGGAGAAAAGGAAGAAGGUAAACACGUUCGACAGCACUUGCACAUGCUCAAACUUGCAGUCGAGCGCCUUGGAGAUUGGCCAAAGGAUUACUCUGAAUAUGAAAAGCUUAGCCAAGACCUGUUCAACACGUUUGGAAAUGACUUGGAGGGGGUAGAUGGUGUUGACAAAUGGAACCUAAAAUCGUUCGGCUCGGGACAAGCUGAGGCUAGUGACGACCUGGUCUCCUUUCAUCGCGAACACCUUGCGAUUGCCAUUUGA